Eimeria maxima is the source of this 2076-nucleotide messenger RNA. Its product is annotated as non-muscle myosin II heavy chain, putative. The coding region runs from base 1 to 2076 and encodes 691 amino acids. The transcript has a single exon. Lineage: Eukaryota; Apicomplexa; Conoidasida; Eucoccidiorida; Eimeriidae. The record is from RefSeq and is a predicted model, not a curated record.
AUGCAGUCUCAACAACGCCAGCAGGCCGUAGGAGGAAGCUGGCAAUUGGGAGCCAAUCAUCGCGUUGUACCUAAUGCGCCGACCGCAUCGAGGAGCCAUCCUCAUGAGUUGGCUUUAAUGCAGCAGCUAGUGAGGCUUCAACAGGAAAAUGCAAGCCUCAGAGACUACGCAGAAAGGGUAACCAAGGAGCUUAGAAGUGCUCGUCUUUCCCAAGCAGUGGCAGCUGCCGCCGUCGCAGCAGGUGGCAAUGCUCCUAGCGCAGCCUCAGCAAUGGCAACACAGCUUCAACAACAGGCAGAAACGCUGCCAUUGCCUCCUUGGUGUCUUAACAUGCAACUGGUCAGUCCACUGCUUGCUGCUUAUGACGAAAGGAUAUUGGAACUUCAGGAGGAAUCGAGGGAAAAGGAAAAGGUAAUUGAAGGAUUCAGUGCGAGAGUGGCAGGGGUAACCAGAGAAAACGAACAGCUAGCCGAAGAGCUUCGCAGUAAGACAGCCCGCCUUCACCAACUCUUUGAGGCCGAGGCUGGGGGCUCUUCAGGCGUCAAUGGAGGAGGAAAAACGUACAGCUCUCUCUUACAGGAAAGGAAUGAGCUGGAAGAGCUCUACACCCUAACGUCUGAACAAAGCGAGGUGCUCUUAAGCCAAAACCACCUACUUAAAUGCCAUGUACAACAGAGCGAAGCUGCGUUGGAAGAGAUGAGGUUGGUGAUAGCGGAAACGGAGAGACGGGCUGCUGCAGUUGCAGCAAAAGAAGAUUCGCUAACAAAGCAGGAGGACACAGUUGCGAAGCAGGCUCUGCAGCUGCAGGAAGCUAUUGAACAGAAGAACGAGCUCUCCAGGAAGCUUUCUUCAGCAGAACAGGAGGCGGAAAGGCUUUCCGGCACACUGGCCGACGUGAUGAGACAGCAGGAAGCCCUGCAGAAGGACCUGCAGAGAGAACGCACUGGAGCCGAGGCAGCUGCUUCUUUGCAGAAAGAGCUUGAUGCUUUGAAGCAACAGACGGAAGCUGCAAUGAGGGAGACAGCAGCUGCAAAGGAAGUCGCGGACUAUUUAGAGCAAAGACUGUCAGUUCAAGCGCAUGAUACGGAGGAAGCGCGGAAGCAGGCAGAGGGCUUCAGGCAACAGUUGCAUGCUGCUAUCGUUGAGAAAGAGAGGGCAGUUGCAAGCGCUGGGCUGUUGCAACGCCAUCUCGAUCAGCUAAGGGGGCAGCAUGAGGCGGAGAUGCAAAUUCUGCGGACUGCGCAGGGAGACACGUUGGAGAAGAGAGCACUGCAAGCCGAGGAACUAGCCGAGAAGUUGAGACUGCAACUGGAGGCGCUGCAACGAGCACACGGAGAGGCCGUGGUGAAGCUGGAGACGGCAGAAAGGAGAGCAGCUGCAGCAAGCGCAGAUGCUGAACAGGCAAGAAAUGAGCUUGCUACGUCGGCGAAACACCACCGGACUGUGCAGCAGCACCAGCAACAGGCGCAAGCUGCAGCUGAAGCGGAAGUAGCACGCUUGAAGGAAUCGUUAAACGCACAGAACAAGGACGCUGCAUCAAAGGCAGCUGCGCUAACGGCUUCCAAAAGGCAGCUGGAGGACAGCCUUGCAGCGGCAGAGACCAGCCGUAUCGCAUUACAACAGGAACAUGCCCUGUUGCAGCAAAAGUGUGAUCAGCUUCAGCAGACCUGCAGUACCCAACAGCAGCAGUUAGCUGAUGCGGCGACGAGGUUAGCAACAACAGAGGCAGAGAGGGAUGCGGCAAAGCGCAGGGCUGAGAGGGAGACGGCAGACGCCAAGAGGCGGUUUGAGAGUCUGACUGCUUUGGCAGAAGCAAAGGCGGCACGAAUACAGGAAGCUUCUGACAGGCGGCAGACGGCUGCAGCACAGAGGCUACUGGAGGAGCAACAACGGCAAGAACGGAUGAGAAAGGAAUCGGAGGAGCAGAAACAGCGCCUUCAGCAACAGCUGGCGAAGGCUGUUGCAGCAAAUGCAACACUAAGACAAAAAGUAAAUGAGCUCCUGAAUGGCCUUGACAAGACACUUCUACCAGAAUCACUUCUUGAUGAUGAUGCCGAGUCAGAUAUGUCUUCAUAG